Molecule: messenger RNA, 3012 nt
Organism: Pongo pygmaeus (Bornean orangutan)
Lineage: Eukaryota; Metazoa; Chordata; Mammalia; Primates; Hominidae
Gene: FKBP10
Product: FKBP prolyl isomerase 10
Exons: 10
Coding region: 463-2211 (582 amino acids)
Cellular component (GO): endoplasmic reticulum
Molecular function (GO): peptidyl-prolyl cis-trans isomerase activity; calcium ion binding
Source: RefSeq, a predicted model, not a curated record
AGGGGACUAGAAUUGGAAGUGCCCGCGAAAGAAGCAAGGUUCAUCUCCGCCAGGCUUUAGGACCCGGGGGCUCCGGAAAAAGACAUUGAACUUUUUUUUUUUUUUUUCCUUUGGUGUCCACUCAGAGUUCUCAUCUUUCCAGAGCCUCUCUCCCUGGCCAGGCCCCAGGUCUCGCAGCCAGGGAUGGAGAUGGGGGGAGGGGGAACCUGGAGUUCUUUGUAGUGCCUCCCUCCGACUCUAACACACUCAGCCUGGCCCCCUCCUCCUAUUGCAACCCCCUCCCCCGCUCCUCCCGGCCAGGCCAGCUCAGUCUCCCAGCCCCCAUUCCACGUGGACCAGCCAGGGCGGGGGUAGGGAAAGAGGACAGGAAGGGGGGGAGCCAGUUCUGGGAGGCGGGGGAAAGGAGGUUGGCGGCGACUCCCUCGCUUGCCCUCACUGCCGGCGGUCCCAACUCCAGGCACCAUGUUCACCGCGGGCCCCCCCAGCCACAGCCUCCUCCGGCUCCCCCUGCUGCAGUUGCUGCUACUGGUGGUGCAGGCCGUGGGGAGGGGGCUGGGCCGCGCCAGCCCUGCUGGGGGCCCCCUGGAAGAUGUGGUCAUCGAGAGGUACCACAUCCCCAGGGCCUGUCCCCGGGAAGUGCAGAUGGGGGAUUUUGUGCGCUACCACUACAACGGCACUUUUGAAGAUGGCAAGAAGUUUGAUUCAAGCUAUGAUCGCAACACCUUGGUGGCCAUCGUGGUGGGUGUGGGGCGCCUCAUCACUGGCAUGGACCGAGGCCUCAUGGGCAUGUGUGUCAACGAGCGGCGACGCCUCAUUGUGCCUCCCCACCUGGGCUAUGGGAGCAUCGGCCUGGCGGGGCUCAUUCCACCGGAUGCCACCCUCUACUUCGAUGUGGUUCUGCUGGAUGUGUGGAACAAGGAAGACACCGUGCAGGUGAGCACAUUGCUGCGCCCGCCCCACUGCCCCCGCAUGGUCCAGGACGGCGACUUUGUCCGCUACCACUACAACGGCACCCUGCUGGAUGGCACCUCCUUUGACACCAGCUACAGUAGGGGCGGCACUUAUGACACCUACGUCGGCUCUGGUUGGCUGAUCAAGGGCAUGGACCAGGGGCUGCUGGGCAUGUGUCCUGGAGAGAGAAGGAAGAUUAUCAUCCCUCCAUUCCUGGCCUAUGGCGAGAAAGGCUAUGGGACAGUGAUCCCCCCACAGGCCUCGCUGGUCUUUCACGUCCUCCUGAUUGACGUGCACAACCCGAAGGACACUGUCCAGCUAGAGACGCUGGAGCUUCCCCCGGGCUGUGUCCGCAGAGCCGGGGCCGGGGACUUCAUGCGCUACCACUACAAUGGUUCCUUGAUGGACGGCACCCUCUUCGAUUCCAGCUACUCCCGCAACCACACCUACAAUACCUAUAUCGGGCAGGGUUACAUCAUCCCCGGGAUGGACCAGGGGCUGCAGGGUGCCUGCAUGGGGGAGCGCCGGAGAAUUACCAUCCCCCCGCACCUCGCCUACGGGGAGAAUGGAACUGGAGACAAGAUUCCUGGCUCUGCCGUGCUAAUCUUCAACGUCCAUGUCAUUGACUUCCACAACCCUGCGGAUGUGGUGGAAAUCAGGACACUGUCCCGGCCAUCUGAGACCUGCAAUGAGACCACCAAGCUUGGGGACUUUGUUCGAUACCAUUACAACUGUUCUUUGCUGGACGGCACCCAGCUGUUCACCUCGCAUGACUACGGGGCCCCCCAGGAGGCGACUCUGGGGGCCAACAAGGUGAUCGAAGGCCUGGACACGGGCCUGCAGGGCAUGUGUGUGGGAGAGAGGCGGCAGCUCAUCGUACCCCCGCACCUGGCCCACGGGGAGAGUGGAGCCCGGGGAGUCCCAGGCAGUGCUGUGCUGCUGUUUGAGGUGGAGCUGGUGUCCCGGGAGGAUGGGCUGCCCACAGGCUACCUCUUUGUGUGGCACGAGGACCCUCCUGCCAACCUGUUUGAAGACAUGGACCUCAACAAGGAUGGCGAGGUCCUUCCGGAGGAGUUCUCCACAUUCAUCAAGGCUCAAGUGAGUGAGGGCAAAGGACGCCUCAUGCCUGGGCAGGACCCUGAGAAAACCAUAGGAGACAUGUUCCAGAACCAGGACCGCAACCAGGACGGCAAGAUCACAGUCGAGGAGCUCAAGCUGAAGUCAGAUGAGGACGAGGAGCGGGUCCACGAGGAGCUCUGAGGGGCAGGGAGCCUGGCCAGGCCUGAGACAGAGGCCCACUGCGAGGGGGACAGUGGCGGUGGGACUGACCUGCUGACAGUCACCCUCCCUCUGCUGGGAUGAGGUCCGGGAGCCAACUAAAACGAUGGCAGAGGAGACAUCUCUGGUGUUCCCACCACCCUAGAUGAAAAUCCACAGCACAGACCUCUACUGUGUUUCUCUUCCAUCCCUAAACCCCUUCCUUAAAAUGUUUGGAUUUGCAAAGCCAAUUUGGGGCCAGUGGAGCCUGGGGUUGGAUAGGGCCAUGACUGGUCCCCCACCAUACCUCUCCUCCACAUCACUGACACAGCUGAGCUUGUUAUCCAUCUCCCUAAACUUUCUCUUUAUUUGUACUUCUUGUCAUCCCCACUCCCAGCCCCUAUUCCUCUAUGUGACAGCUCCCCAGGACCCCUCCGCCUUCCUCCCCAAUCCUGACUGGCUCCUAGGGAAGGGGACGGCUCCUGGAGGGCAGUCCUACCUCUCCCAUACCCUUUGCCCUCCUCCCUCGCCUCCAGUGGAGGCUGAGCUGACCCUGGGCUGCUGGAGGCAGGACUGGGCUGUAGUUAGCUUUUCAUCCCUAAAGAAGGCUCCUUUCCCUGAGGAACCAUAGAAGAAGAAGAAAACAAAGGGCAUGUGUGAGGGAAGCUGCUUGGGUGGGUGUUAGGGCUACGAAAUCUUGGAUUUGGGGCUGAGGGGUGGGAGGGAGGGCAGAGCUCUGCACACUCAAAGGCUAAACUGGUGUCAGUCCUUUUUUCCUUUGUUCCAAAUAAAAGAUUAAACCAA